UGAUGACUGACAGUCUGAAAACUGCAGAACUAGUUUUCUUGUUAAACAACAGGUCAUUUUUUAGGUAAUCUACGGCCACAGCUGAUUCUCACUCACAGACUGGUUUCCUGAACGUUUCAUCAAUCUACCACUGACCCAGAUAGAUAGACCCCAGAACUGCAUACUUUUUGGAGUCAGUGUUGUUGUGUCAGACUUGUUGGACUGCUCAAACAAGCUUAUAGAGGGGAAGAGCAAUGGCUUCAUCAACGUCACGAAAACAAUCUCUGUCAUCAUCCAGUAGUCCUCUGGCGGAGGAGCUCCAGUGCUCAAUCUGUCUGGGUUUGUUCACUGAUCCAGUCAGCACUCCGUGUGGACACAAUUUCUGUAAGACCUGCCUGAACCAGUGCUGGGACAAAAGUCAGACCUACAAAUGUCCAUUAUGUAAAGAAACAUUCAGUAAAAGACCUGACCUCAAGAUCAACACAGCACUCAGACAGGUUGUGCUGCUCUUUAAGGAAAAGUCUUGUCAGAGUAAAUCUGAGGUUCUCUGUGACAUCUGUGAUGGUAUAAAGAUGAAAGCAAUGAAGAUGUGUCUGGUGUGUCAGAGCUCUUACUGUGAAACUCACCUAGAGCCUCAUCACAGAGUCCUAAAUUUAAAGAAACACAAACUGAUUGAUCCAGUGGAGAAUCUUGAGGACUAUAUAUGCCAGAAACAUGAGAAACCUCUGGAGCUGUUCUGUAGAGAUGACACAUGUAUGACAUGUGUAUGUUUGCUCUGCGCUGUAACAGACCACAGGAAUCACAAAACUGUUGCUGUAGAGGAGGAGAGCAGAGAGAGGAAGCCUGAGCUGAUGAAGAUGCAGACAGACAUGCAGCAGAUGAUCCAGGACAGAACGAAGAGAGUUCACGACAUAAAACACUUAGAAGAAAUCAGAAAAAAAGCAUCAGAGAAAGAGAAAGCAGAGAGCAUUGAGCUCUUUACUGAGCUGAUCCGCUCCAUUGAGAGAUGUCAGUCUGAGCUGCUGGAGAUGAUGGAGCAGAAGCAGAAGGCAGCAGAGAAGCUGGCUGAAGGGCUGAUUAAAGAGCUGGAGCAGGAGAUCACUGAGCUAAAGAAUAAAGACACUGAGCUGGAGCAGUUCACGAAUACUGAGGAUCACUUGCACCUCUUACAGAUUUACCCAUCCCUGAUCAUACCUCCAUACGUCAACAGUUGGACUGAGAUCAGUAUUAGUGACACUCAGAUGGAUGUGACAACUCUAAGGAAAGCUCUAAUUCCGCUGCAGGAGACUCUAAAUGCAAAACUCACCAAAACUGUGCUGAAGAGGAUGCAGCAACAUGCAGUGAAUGUGACUCUGGAUCCUGAUACAGCUCAUACAAAGCUCAUCCUGUCUGAUGACAGAAACCAAGUGCGAUUUGGAGGCAUUAGGCUUGAACUCCCAGACAACCCAGAGCGGUUUGACAGUUGUUAUUGUGUCCUUGCAAAAGAGGGUUUCAGCUCAGGGAGAUUUUAUUUUGAGGUGCAGGUCAAGGGAAAGACUGAUUGGGAUAUAGGAGUGGCCAGAGUGUCCAUUAACAGGAAGGGAAAGAUCACAGAGAAUCCUGAGAAUGGAUACUGGACUGUCAUUUUGAGGAAUGAGAAUCAGUAUCAGGCUUGUGAAUGUCCUCCUGUUUCUCUGUCUCUGAGAGUGAAGCCUCAGGUUGUGGGUGUGUUUGUGGAUUAUGAGGAGGGUCUGGUCUCCUUUUAUGAUGUGGAGUCAUGUUCUCAUCUUCAUUCUUUUACUGGUCAGUCUUUCACUGAGAAACUCUUCCCAUACUUUUCCCCUUGUAAUAAUAAAAAUGGUGAAAAUGCUGCACCACUGAUCAUCUCAGAUGUCAGACAAUGAAUGAAUUUACACCACAUAUUAUAUAAAUAAUCUUAUUUGUAGUGCUAUGACUACUUGCUGUUAUUAAA
Labeo rohita (rohu) is the source of this 1930-nucleotide messenger RNA. RefSeq names its product E3 ubiquitin-protein ligase TRIM39. The record is from RefSeq and is a predicted model, not a curated record. Gene Ontology annotation, molecular function: zinc ion binding; protein binding. Lineage: Eukaryota; Metazoa; Chordata; Actinopteri; Cypriniformes; Cyprinidae. Bases 234 to 1862 code for a protein of 542 amino acids. The transcript is spliced from 9 exons.